CAUCAUAAUCCAGACCAGAAAUAGAUAGAAUAAAUCUGCAACGGCUGCUUCUGUCUGAGCUCCAACUCUUUCAUUCAUGUUCCAAUUCACAUGAAUUUUUUUGUUAGUGUAAGAGGAAUGUCUGUUCCACACACUCCCUUGACUCAUUUUCCCAGCAAUUAUUAUUCAAGGCAACAAUUGUUGAGCAAUAUGGUCGAUUCCGCCUGUACAUUUUCCCCUCCAACAACACUGCACGUGCUUUCUCACGUGUCAAAGGAAGCAAUCCCCAAAUUAACAACGUUGGUUUGUUCCGUUCUCCCCAUUGAUGAAGUUCGGAUAAGUGUUGUUGAUGAUGGAGAGCACAAUGUGUUAAAAUCUUGUGUUAAAGAAGAUUCUUCUGAUGUUUUCAGCAAUGGGAAUGGAGUUUAUGACUCUAUAAUCUCCCCCUGCAAAAAAGUUGUCAAGGAGAGGAUGAGAAGAAUGAGAAUAGGACUUGCGAACAAAGGAAAAGUACCUUGGAAUAAGGGAAGGAAACACACAACAGAGACACGCGAGCGAAUCAGGAUGAGAACAUCAGAGGCUUUGAGGGACCCCAAGGUGAAGAAGAAGAUGACUGAACAUCCCCGUUGUCAUAGUGAUCAAAUCAAGGCAAAGAUAAGUAAUUCGUUAAGACGGGUAUGGCAAGAGCGGCUGAAGUCAAAGCAGGUGGGGAGGCUAUUUUUCCUCUUAUGGGAACAAAGCAUAGCAAAUGCUGCCAAGAAAGGAGGGAGUGGUGAGAAUGAGCUAGAUUGGGACAGCUAUGAUGAGAUAAAAGAACAACUCGAGGUUGACGGAAUUCUGCAGACAGAAGAAAAGGAAAAACAAAAGCGGAUGGCAAUUGCUGGAGCAAAGAAAUUUAUUCAGUCGUGGAAGGAAAACAUAGCAAAAGAAGCUAAGAAAGGAGGGAAUGGAGAACAAAAACUAGAUUGGGAUAGUUAUGAAAAGAUAAAAGAAGAAAUGGUUAUCCUCAAUCAGCUUCAGCGUACUACAGAGAAGGCAAAGGCGAAAGAGAUGGCAAAAGUGAAAGCGGAGAAAGAAGCACGGAUAAAAGCAAUAAAAAAGGUAAUGCUUACUCAAAAGAAAAAAGAUCUCCGGGAGAGGAGUAAAGCGAGAGAGAAUGUAAAGAGUCAAACAUACCAAAAUGCAGAAGAAGACAGUCAUGCCUUGGAAGUUACUCAAGAGUUCAAACUUGGCUCUAAAUUAACUAAGAAUCACGUAAGUAACAACAUCAGCAGUGAAGUAGCUAGAGAAGAAGACAUUAUUUAUUCAGAUUUUGCAAAUCACAGUACAUUGGAUUUAGAACUCAUCAGAAGAGAGAAAAUGCAGAAAAAAGUGUCACUUGCAGAUCAGAUCCAAGCUGCUAAACUCAUAAAGGGGAAACUCUACUGAUAAGUGAUAAGGAAUCUUCUUCGCGCUCUAACUACUGGUUUAAUUGAAAUAUUAUGUAUGUCUUUUAUAGUCUCUAUGUUGUGACAAAUUGUGAUAUCUGUGCUUUAACUUGGUUUUGGAUUUCAGCUUCUUAUUCCUAUUCUCUUUUCUCCA
This is a messenger RNA of Cicer arietinum (chickpea), 1560 nucleotides long. RefSeq lists its product as uncharacterized. The record is from RefSeq and is a predicted model, not a curated record. Lineage: Eukaryota; Viridiplantae; Streptophyta; Magnoliopsida; Fabales; Fabaceae. Gene Ontology annotation, molecular function: DNA binding.